Hibiscus syriacus is the source of this 1066-nucleotide messenger RNA. Its product is annotated as reticulon-like protein B10. NCBI's taxonomy places the organism in Eukaryota, Viridiplantae, Streptophyta, Magnoliopsida, Malvales, Malvaceae. The transcript is spliced from 8 exons. Bases 1 to 873 code for a protein of 290 amino acids. The record is from RefSeq and is a predicted model, not a curated record.
AUGGAAAGAAAAAAGCUAGAGUUAAACGAUAAAAGCAAUGACACUCCUGAAGCAGAUGUUUGUGCAACUGAAGAUGCAUCUGAAAAGUUACUCGAGGAACGAGGGACGAGGGGAAUUGUUUGGGUGAGUUUGGCUUUUUCGGCCAUCAACAGUGGUGGCUGGAGCGGUAGUCGGCGGUGGCCGGUACGGCAGAGAACCUCGUCGGGGUUGGACCAACUAUUUGGUCGGAGAGGGGAGUUGAGAGGAUUGGUUGAAGAUUCCAACCUUUCACAUCGCACAUCAGUUCAUAAAGCGGUUGGUGGUGGGCGAGUUGCUGAUUUGCUAUUGUGGAGAAGAUGGUGUAGCGGAGCUAUGCUGUUAGUCUCGGCAACGACGAUGUAUUACUUAUUCGAAAUAGCUGGUUAUGAUUUCUUACCUUUCGUGGCCAACGUUUUGUUGCUCUUUGUUGUUAUCCUCUUCUUCUGGGCCAAAUCUGCUUCACUUCUCAACAGACCUUUGCCACCAAUUCCUAAUAUGGAAAUUUCUGAGAGAACUAUUGGAAUGGUUUCUGAUGAGUUACACGGAUGGAUUAAUUGUGUAUUGGCGAUUGCACAUGACAUUACAAUUGGUAGGAAUUUGAAACUUUUUAUUAAGGUUGCUGUUGGCUUGUGGUUUGUAUCAUUCAUUGGUAGUCUUGUCAACUUCCUCACUCUGGUCUAUAUCGGGGUUAUUUUCAUUCUAUCGGUUCCGUUGGUAUAUGAUAAGUUCCAGCAUCAAAUCGAUGAAAAACUUUCUGUAGCGGACAGAACCAUUCAAGAACAGUUUAGGAAAAUUGAUGAAACGGUCUUAAGUAGGCUUCCAUUUUUCUCAAACAAGGAAAAGAAGAUGCAGUAGGUGUUUCAGGUGGCUAAGUGUGACAAGAGGAAUAUAGGAUUGGGUUUUAAAGAUGUGAAGCUUUUGGUUUCUUUUUGCACGAUGCCCUCAAUUUUUCUUGUACUAGUCGAGUUUCUGUAGGAGCUACUGAACUAACCUUGACAGCCCAUAUUGUUGAGAGAAGUUUCAUUUUAGUUUUUACCCAUAUGAGAAC